AUGCAGUACGUGCGGUCCCUGUCGGGCUCCGUGUCCAAGACGUGGAACUCGAUCAACCCAGCCACUCUCAGCGGCGCGAUCGACGUCAUUGUCGUCGAGCAGGAAGACGGCUCUCUUGCCUGCUCGCCCUUCCACGUCCGCUUUGGCAAAUUCUCCCUCCUGAGGCCAUCCGAGAAGAAGGUCGAGUUCACCGUCAACAAUGAGCGUCGCGACUUCCCCAUGAAACUGGGAGAGGGGGGUGAGGCCUUCUUUGUCUUUGAGACUUCGUCCAGCGUGCCCGAAGCUCUUCAGACAUCUCCCUUGGUCUCACCCGCCUCAAGUCCCGAAUUCACCUCCACCCAAGCAAUCUCUCUGGCCGAGCCCGAUUCCUUCGACCUGAACUCGCUGUCUGCCACCCUCCCCACGACCCCCACGUACAACAGGAGGGAGCACGCCAAAUCUGUUGCUGCGAUCAACUUCAACCCUCACCACUCCGAUGAAAGACGUGCUCAAAGCGACAACGGCCACCCCAUGUCUCAAGACGACCAUACCGCUACCGACCUACCCAAACCUCUCCCCGCCCACCUCCAUCGCUCUGCCACCGCCGAUGCCGUUCCCGCUGCGAAGGCCGCCAUCGAUGCCUCAAUGAAAGCAAGCGACCCCUUGACGUUACCCUUCCAAUCCGAGUCGACUCGUUCGCGAACGGAACGCUCCACAAGUCCGCCGCCCGUCUCUGGCGAGGAAGCCGUCACAAGAGCCAUCAAUCUCUCCAAAAAACUAUGGGGUUCCAACAUCCCUUCCCAAGUCACCGACAAAGGUGACAUCAUGCUGGACAUGACGGGUUAUAAGAGCAGUGAAGAUGAAGGCCUGCGCGCUGAAGUCCUGGCUAGAAAGAUUCUGUCCGAAGAACUCGAAGGAAAUUAUGACAUUGGCUCGUUGAUCGGUGCUGAUGAGAAGGGCAACUUGUGGAUCUACAGCAGUGAGGAAGCAAAGGAACAAGCCAACAGGAAAGUCGCUCAAGGCCUAAACGUUCUAAAUGCUGCUGCCUUUACCUCGACCGACGCUUUGUCAGACCCUGGAUACCACUCGGAUGAUUCCCGUAGCGAAACGUUCAGCGGUUCGCAUUUGCGACGAGACUCUGACAGCGCUCUAGGCAUGUCAUCUGGUCCUGCGUCUCCUCAAGCAGUCGGCGACCCCAAUCGCAACUACGCAAAGACGCUCCGUCUGAGUAGCGAUCAACUGAAGUCUCUAGAUCUGAAGCCAGGGCCUAAUCCUAUGAGCUUCAGUGUCAACCGUGCUACCUGUACUGCUGUCAUUUACCGCUGGCGAUGGGAUGUACCUAUUGUUAUUUCAGACAUUGACGGCACAAUCACAAAAUCCGACGCUCUGGGCCACGUCCUCAACAUGAUUGGUCGCGACUGGACUCAUCUUGGUGUAGCCAAGCUGUUCACUGAGAUCUCGGCCAAUGGAUAUAACAUAAUGUAUCUCACCUCCCGCGGAGUAGGCCAGGCCGAUACGACGAGAAAUUAUCUCGCCAAUGUAGUCCAAGACGGAGGAUUUAAGCUACCAAGGGGUCCGACGAUCAUGAGUCCUGAUCGAACUAUCGCCGCUUUGAGACGCGAAGUCUAUCUUCGAAAGCCUGAAGUCUUCAAGAUGGCUUGUCUGCGCGAUAUCAUGGCCUUGUUUACUGGACUAGGAGGUAGCAACAACGCAGAUAAAGCAGGACCCACGACCUCGGCCGAGAGUAGCAAUGGCCUAGUUGGAAAGUCAAGCGGCAAGGGUGGCUCACCAUUCUACGCAGGCUUUGGAAACCGUCUAACAGAUGCGCUGUCAUAUCGCUCUGUCAACAUCCCCAGCACAAGGAUCUUCACCAUCAACUCUAAUGCAGAAGUCUCGCUAGAUCUGCUAUCACUGAACACAUACAAGACGGGCUACGUAAGCAUGCGCGAAAUUGUGGAUCAUUACUUCCCACCCGUGGGACUACUCGUCAAAGGCGGCGGCGAAGAGUUUACCGACUUUAACUACUGGCGCGAGAAACCGCUCGAACUUGCCGACUUCUCUGCUUCCGAGAGCGACGAUGAU
Messenger RNA from Aureobasidium namibiae CBS 147.97, 2061 nucleotides. Its product is annotated as LNS2-domain-containing protein. The record is from RefSeq and is a predicted model, not a curated record. Gene Ontology annotation, molecular function: phosphatidate phosphatase activity. The annotation marks the transcript as partial. The transcript has a single exon. Gene Ontology annotation, biological process: fatty acid catabolic process; triglyceride biosynthetic process. NCBI's taxonomy places the organism in Eukaryota, Fungi, Ascomycota, Dothideomycetes, Dothideales, Saccotheciaceae. Gene Ontology annotation, cellular component: nucleus.